CCUUACACUAGCCACUCCUGGUACUCACACCACAACAGCAAAAAAAAUUUAGAAAAUUAAGCAAAUUUUCUGCAUUUGUUUGAAACAUGGCGGGUCUAGGGUCACUGGCUCUUCUUGCAUUGCUUAUUUCAGCUUUCCUCGCUGUUUCUGAAAGUCGGAUAGUGAGAAGGGAUCUGGAAUUGAAUUUAGGUAAUGGUCUCGGUAUUGGAAUUGGGCUUGGUGCCGGCAUUGGCAUUGGAUUAGGCGGAAGUGGUUCUGGUUCUGGUUCUGGUGCUGGUGCUGGUUCUGGUUCGGGCUCAGGCUCUAGUUCGAGUUCAGGGUCAAGCUCAUCUUCGUCAUCCGGAUCCAGCUCAGGUAGUUCAGGGGGGUCUGGGGCAGGCUCGGAAGCUGGUUCAUAUGCUGGGUCGCAUGCAGGAUCAAGAGCUGGUUCAGGUUCUGGCGGAAACCAAGGAGGCGGAUCAGGACGUGGGGAGGGAUCAGGACGAGGAGAGGGAUCAGGAUCCGGAAAUGGUUCGGGUGAAGGUGGUGGAUAUGGAUCAGGGCAUGGCAGUGGACAUGGCAAAUGAACAUGCAUGCAAGCAAAUUUGCUAAGGCUGCAUCAUGCAUGUACCAUGCUUUUCUUUACAAAGAGGACUAAGGUGUCUCCUAUGAACUAAUAAAAUUUGAUCAAUAUAUAUAGCUGAAUGGUCUUUUCUUAAGGUCAA
Daucus carota subsp. sativus is the source of this 704-nucleotide messenger RNA. RefSeq names its product glycine-rich protein 5-like. NCBI's taxonomy places the organism in Eukaryota, Viridiplantae, Streptophyta, Magnoliopsida, Apiales, Apiaceae. The transcript has a single exon. The coding region runs from base 87 to 566 and encodes 159 amino acids. The record is from RefSeq and is a predicted model, not a curated record.